Messenger RNA from Tetranychus urticae (two-spotted spider mite), 3894 nucleotides. The record is from RefSeq and is a predicted model, not a curated record. NCBI's taxonomy places the organism in Eukaryota, Metazoa, Arthropoda, Arachnida, Trombidiformes, Tetranychidae.
AACUGGUCUUAAUCCAAAGUUAUAUAAGAGAAGUAAAAAGAUUGGACUACGAGAUGCAAGAAUUACAGAGAAAUUGGAGAAACAAAAAAGACAAGAACAAGAGAAUAAAAGAAUUGAGAAACAUCAAGAAUAUUUACGAGGAGUUUUACAACAUGUAAAAGAUUUUAAAGAAUAUCAUCGAAAUAUUCGUGGUAAAGUAGCAAAAGUUAAUAAAGCUGUUGCAACUUAUCAUGCAAAUACUGAGAGAGAACAAAAGAAGGAACAAGAAAGAAUUGAGAAAGAACGUAUGAGAAGAUUGAUGGCUGAAGAUGAAGAAGGUUAUCGUAAACUUAUUGAUCAAAAGAAGGACAGAAGAUUGGCAUUCUUGUUGUCGCAAACUGAUGAAUAUAUUAAAAAUCUUACUGAAAUGGUUAAACAACAUAAAGUUGAUCAACGUAAGAAAUUAAAGGAUAAAAAGAAGAAGAAGAAAAAGAAGAUUAAGAAAGAAAAUAAAGAAGGUGUUAAAGGAGAAGAUGGAGAAGGUAAAGGUGAUACAACAAUGGAUGGAACUAUUGAUGAAAGUUCACAACAAUCAGAUGUGCGUAUAAAUGUUAUGGAAACAUCAACCGGUAAAGUUUUGGUUGGAAAAGAAGCUCCACUUGCCAGUCAAUUGGAGACUUGGCUUGAGAUGCAUCCUGGUUAUGAAGUUGCUCCUAGAGAAACAGAUGAUGAAGAUGAAGAUGAUGAUGGUGAUGAUUCAUCUGAAGAUGAUGAAGAUUCUAAGCAACAACAGCAACAAAUACAACAACAACAAUCUCAACCAGAUCCAGUAAUGAAUGCAGCUAACAAAAAUGUUAUCCAAGCAGCAUCCCAAGAAGAUGAUGAAUAUAAAAGUGGGGGUUAUCAAAACUAUUAUAAUAUUGCUCAUGCAAUUAGUGAAGAAGUUACAGAGCAAGCAUCAAUUAUGGUUCAUGGUAAACUGAAAGAAUAUCAAAUUAAAGGACUUGAAUGGCUUGUAUCUUUGUAUAAUAAUAAUUUGAAUGGUAUAUUAGCUGAUGAAAUGGGUUUGGGUAAAACAAUUCAAACAAUUGCAUUGAUAACAUAUUUGAUUGAAAGAAAGAAGAAUAAUGGUCCUUUCCUGAUUAUUGUGCCAUUAUCAACAUUGUCAAAUUGGAUGUUGGAAUUUGAUCGUUGGGCACCAAGUGUUUCCAAAAUACCUUAUAAAGGUUCACCAAAUGUUCGUCGUAGUUUACAGCAAAAAUUGAAAACAUCAAAGUUUAAUGUUUUAUUGACAACUUAUGAAUACAUUAUUAAAGACAAAGCAUCUUUAGCAAAGAUAAAGUGGAAAUACAUGAUAAUUGAUGAAGGUCAUCGAAUGAAGAAUCAUCAUUGUAAAUUGACUCAAGUUUUAAACACUCAUUAUGCUGCACCACAUCGACUUUUAUUAACUGGAACUCCAUUGCAAAACAAAUUACCUGAAUUAUGGGCACUUUUAAAUUUCUUGUUACCAUCAAUUUUCAAGUGUUGUAAUACUUUUGAACAAUGGUUUAAUGCUCCAUUUGCUACAACUGGAGAAAAAGUGGAACUAAAUGAAGAAGAGACAGUUUUGAUUAUUCGUCGUUUACAUAAAGUACUUCGUCCAUUCUUGUUGCGUCGAUUAAAGAGAGAAGUAGAAUCUCAAUUACCUGAUAAAGUUGAAUAUGUGGUUAAAUGUGAUAUGUCAGCUUUACAACGAGUCGUUUAUCGACAUAUGCAAACAAAAGGAAUUGUUUUAACGGAUGGUUCAGAGAAAGAUAAACGUGGUAAAGGAGGAGCACAAACAUUGAUGAAUUCAAUUAUGCAAUUACGUAAAAUUUGUAAUCAUCCAUUUAUGUUCCAACAUAUCGAAGAAGCAAUAGCUGAUCAUACUAGUAUCAGUGGUGGUAUUGUUUCUGGACCUGACUUGUAUAGAUCUAGUGGUAAAUUUGAACUUUUAGAUCGUAUACUUCCAAAAUUGAAACAAACUGGACAUCGAGUAUUACUUUUCUGUCAAAUGACAACAUUAAUGACUAUAAUGGAAGAUUAUUUCAAUUAUCGUAAUUUUACUUACCUUCGUUUGGAUGGUACAACAAAAGCUGAAGAUCGUGGAGAACUUUUGGCUCAAUUUAAUGCUGAAAAUUCUGAAUAUUUUAUCUUUAUGUUAUCAACUCGAGCUGGUGGAUUAGGUUUAAAUUUACAAGCAGCAGAUACAGUUAUAAUAUUUGAUUCUGAUUGGAAUCCUCAUCAAGAUUUACAAGCUCAAGAUCGAGCUCAUCGUAUUGGUCAAAAGAAUGAAGUUCGUGUAUUACGUCUUGUAAGUGUAAAUUCAGUAGAAGAGCGUAUAUUAGCAGCAGCUAAAUACAAAUUAAAUCUUGAUGAGAAAGUUAUUCAAGCUGGUAUGUUUGAUCAAAAAUCAACUGGAACUGAAAGACGUCAAUUUUUACAAGCAAUUUUACAAACUGAAGAAGUUGAUGAAGAUGAAGAUGAAAAUGAAGUCCCUGAUGAUGAAACUAUUAACCAGAUGAUUGCUCGUAACGAGGAUGAAUUUGAACUGUUCCAACAAAUGGAUAUUGAUAGGAGAAGAGCUGAAGCUCGAGAUCCUCGAAGAAAACCUCGUUUAAUGGAAGAAAGUGAAUUACCUGGUUGGUUAUUAAAAGAUGAUGCUGAAGUUGAAAGAUUAACUCACGAAGAAGAAGAAGAAGAUAAAUUUGGACGAGGUUCCCGACAAAGAAAAGAAGUCGAUUAUAGUGAUGCUUUAACUGAAAGACAAUUCUUAAAAGCAAUUGAAGAUGGUAAUUUAGAUGAACUUGAAACACCGACUAAACGUGGUAAAAAGAAUGGUCCUGGUAGAAAAAGGAAACGUGAUGAAUCACCUUCAACACCAGGAGCAUCAACACCUAGACCAGGAAAGAAAGGGCGACGUCCAGGUCCAGUACCGCGGGAUAAAACUCCUAUAGCACCAGAAUUAAUGAAACAAAUGAAAAAAUUGAUGAAAAUAGUUAUCGAUUACAAGGAUGGUGAUGACAGAGUUUUAUCAGAUCCAUUCUUGAAGCUUCCUUCUCGUCGUGAAUUACCUGACUACUAUGAAGUAAUAAAAAAGCCAGUUGAUAUUUUCAAAAUUCGUCAAAAAAUUCGUGAUAAUAAGUAUCGAUCACUCGAUGAUUUGGAGAGUGAUUUCAUGUUACUUUGUAAAAAUGCACAAGCUUAUAAUGUGGAGGGGUCAACCAUUUUUGAAGACUCAAUUGUACUACAAUCAGUUUUUACAAGUGCAAGAGAAAGAAUUGAAAAAGAUGGUGAUAUUUCUGUCGAAGAUCCGAAUGAUAGCGAAGAAGAAGAAGAAGAGAAACCUGCAUGUGACCCAUGAUAAUCAAUCGAUUUCAAAUAUCUCCACAAAUAUAACACAACACAAAUCUACUUUUAAUUAGUCGAAAAUAUCUCCAAAUUAGUCACUUUUCCCUAAAUUAUAGUUUACUGGCUGAAGAAGAAGAAAAUGGCGAUGAAGAUCCCGAUGACGAUUCCUCUGUUAAGAUGAAAAUUAAAUUAAAAGGAAGAAAACCUCGCCAAGCUCGUCAAAAGAAAAAAUAUGUCAGUGAUAACGAUAGUUCCGACGAAACGGAUUAACUAAACUGAAACAAAAAAACUUUCAAUUGCUGAUGGCAAGCGAUCUAAACUUUAAAAAAGACCAAGUUUAUGUUAUAAUUUUAAUUAACAACUUUACUCAUUAUAUAUCUUAUUUAGCUUUAUAUAUUUACUGUCACUGUAACAGCAUUUAAAAAAACUUGUAACUGAAUUCAUAAACUAUUCAGUUGAUUACCGUAAAUAAAUUGAUUCCCAGCUUAUUUAUGAAAAUCCUGCGGUCAAGGUUAAAUAAAUGUUCAACAAACAACUGAAAGAAAA